This is a messenger RNA of Rattus rattus (black rat), 630 nucleotides long. RefSeq lists its product as uncharacterized. The record is from RefSeq and is a predicted model, not a curated record. The transcript has a single exon. Lineage: Eukaryota; Metazoa; Chordata; Mammalia; Rodentia; Muridae.
GAAGUGUGGCUCCGGAGUGAGCCUCGGAGUGUAGCAAUGGCACCUCCGGGAGGAAAGAUCAAUCGUCCUCGGACGGAGCUGAAAAAGAAGUUGUUCAAGCGCCGCAGGGUACUAAGCAGGGAUCGGUGACGGAAGCGCCAGGUGGUCGGGGCUGUGAUAGACGAAGGGCUGACUACGAAACACCACCUCAAGAAACGUGCAUCCAGUGCACGUGCCAACAUCACGCUCUCUGGGAAGAAGCGCAGGAAACUCUUGCAGCAGAUCCGACUUGCCCAGAAAGAAAAAGCAGCUAUGGAAGUGGAAGUUCUCUACACGUCAACCGGGACUAGUCAGCCAAAGCCCAAACGACAAAAGAAGAUACGAGCUCCCCAGGACGUAGAUAUGGAAGAUCUUGAGGAUAAAAGCUAAAGUUCCUACCUCUUCUACCAGAAGAUUCUCAACAGCACCUACACAGAUUUGGAGGACUUUGGAAAAAAAUAUCACCAUAUUUCAUUCUCCCAGACACCUCUUCUAUAAUGGACCCUUGAUCUCCCCUGGAGGUAUAUAUUGGGAUUGAAGAGGACAGAGAAAGACUGGAGAGGGCCCUCUCUAGCAGUUAACUCCUUUUGUAAUAAAGCUCUAGUGCUUUAA